Messenger RNA from Podarcis lilfordi (Lilford's wall lizard), 21923 nucleotides. NCBI's taxonomy places the organism in Eukaryota, Metazoa, Chordata, Lepidosauria, Squamata, Lacertidae. The record is from the annotation of a GenBank genome assembly.
AUGCACAUCUUCGCACCGACAGUGUGGGCGUGCACGGCGGCGACAGUUGACCUGGAGGCGGUGCGACGAGCGUUGCAGGAUGACUCCUUCGCGCAAGCAAAGAUGGCAGAGGCGCACAGGGGCACGGCAGCGACCGACGAGUUCCAGCUGCGAGAUGGUUUGCUCAUCCGUAAAGGGGCCAUCUACGUGCCGGGAGACGAACUUCGCGCCAAGGUACUGCAGCAGCUGCACGGCGCGCCCACUGCCGGGCACUUUGGCAAGGAGAAACGGUGGAAUUAGUAGCCAGAGACUUCUGGUGGCCAGGAAUGAGAGGGAAGUCGCGGACUACGUGGCGAGGUGUGACACCUGCCAGAGGGCCAAACCAGUGCACAGACCGCCGGCCGGACUGCUGGAACCGCUGCAAACUCCGUUCGAACCAUGGGAGAGAGUGGCCCUGGACUUUGUCACGGAUCUGCCCAGCUCGAGGGGCAAGACGGCUGUGCUGGUGGUGGUGGACUUGUUCUCCAAGAUGGCACAUUUCAUUCCGUGUGCGAAGGUGGCCACGGCGGAACAAACCGCCAAACUGUUCAUAGACCACGUGUUCAAGGUUCACGGUCUGCCGCGGUCUAUUCUGUCCGACCGAGGGCGACAGUUCAUCUCGAACUUCUGGCAGAGGCUGAUGGGCUUCCUGAACGUCAAGAUCAACCUGGCGUCGGCUAGACACCCACAGACCAAUGGGCAAGCGGAGCGGAGUCAAUGCCAUCAUGCAGCAGUACCUGAGAUGUUAUGCGAAUCAACAGCCUGCGACGUGGGUGGAUUACCUGCCUCUCGCCGAGUUCGCCUACAACAACACGAAGCACGUGUCCACGGGGGUCACGCCGUUCUUCGCCAACAACGGGAGGCACCCCAGAACCUUCCCGGGACUGGAAAGAAUGGGGGAGGGAGCCGCAGACAGCAGAUGCAUUCGCGUCGGAGUUGCAGGAGGUCCACGAUCAGCUGCGGCGGCACCUGGAGCUGGCUAAACACGCAUACAAGGUACAAGCGGACAAACACAGAAGGGUUGGCGAAGAGAUCCAUGUGGGAGACUGGGUCUGGUUAGCAGCCCACGCAGUGUCGGCCAGGUCGUUGGCGAAGAAGAAACUAGGGCAUAAACAACUGGGGCCCUACCAGAGUCGAAGAACAGGUCAACCCGGUGGCUUUCAGGCUGGCUCUUCCGGAGGGUUCCAGAAUGCAUCCGGUGUUCCACAGAUCGGUGCUCACUCCCUACAAGGCACCUCACAGGUUUCAGGAACCAGGAACGGCACCGGGUCCGCUCCGAGAGAGAACCGGGCAGGGGGGAGUGGCACGGGAGGAGCGCAUCAACGAAGUCACGGAGAUUUUGGACUCCAGAUGGGGGGAAGAGGGGUAGAAUACCUUCUCGCCAAGGAGGGCACCCCGGCCAGUGCCAACAGCUGGGUGCCGGGCUACGCUUUAGACGAACCUCUGCUCAAAGAAGAGUUUCAUGCCCUCUUCCCACAUAGGCCAAUGCCAGCAGACUUUUCGACGACUGGCUUUUCACGCCCACGCUUUCAGCCAGCACGUUCCGGGGGUUCGACUCGGACGAGGAACCGACACGAGACGCCCGUUCCCCGGAGGAGUCACCCUCAGGAUCUGCUUCAGAACCCUCGUAUUGGUGGGAUGAUCGACCAGAGGAGCAGUUCCGUAGAAGGUGGCUGGAGGGUCCAGGACGAGCAACGUCUCCAGAAGGCAACGAGGAGAGACGGACAUGGACUUUUCGGGGACGACCCGGGUUUCGAGCACGGCGGCACAGAGAUGGAAGCGGAGGUGACCGUCGUCAGCGAGAGCAGGGAGGAAGAACCGGAAGACUUCAGAUGGCGGCCCGCCACGGGAAGCGAACUGUAUCCGACAUUCGUCCCCUGACACGGCAGCACCCAGAUCCCGCACCGGAAGGAGGGAGGGGGAAGAGGGGGCUUCGAGGGGGAUGGAUGUCAGGGGUUCAGGAGCAGAGGCAAGGGCAAGGGAGGAAACAGAGAGCGAGGGGAGGAGGCAGAAGAAAAGAUGAGUGAUGACGACGACCCGAGAUCUCCGAGUCUUUCCAGUGAAUCAGAAGAUUCACAGAAAGGAGCACCAGUGGCCAGGGCAAGGGGGGAGCCUAGGGGGACACCCCAGGAAGAUAGAGCCAGAGGGGACUCAGAAGGGAGCAGUUGGAAAUCGGGACCAACGUCACCGCCAGAGAGCAGGGAAGAGGAAGGGCGCCAGGGAUCAAGCGCUGGCAACUCACAACAGGGGGGAGGGCACGAGUCAGGAGUGGCCACACCCCCAUCGAGGAGCGAAGAAACGGUCAGACGGAAGGUGGAAGGUUGGGCGCGCGCAUGAGUUCAAAUGCACAGGAAGGUGGCGCAGUAGGCAGCCCGGAAAGGGAGCCAGGUCCUAAAGCCCGCCGAAAGGAGGGAGAAGAGUCAGGGGAGUCAGCGUCAGCGUCAGAGGAAUCCCGGAAGGAAGAGACCCCGGGGGGGCAGAGGGACCCAGAGAAGAACAGUCAGGCGGAAAAGGUGGAGCAGGGCUAGGAUAUUAAGUUGGUGUACAAAGGGCGGAGACUCAGACGGAGCUUCGCCGGUCUAAGCAUGAGACGUAGAGUUGCACGCAGCAGCUUGAGAAUGGAAACUGUAACUCAAUAAAGACUUUUGUUUAAUGAUCGCUGGCUAGCGUGAUCCUCUGUGAGCUAGGAUCUGGAAGCAGCUCUGACACUACUGGAUCAUGCAGUGCCAGCCAGCUCAUCCCCAGUAUUAUCGGGGGUCCUGCCAGUGUGGCCACGUGAAAGGCAAUGGUCUCCGUGUGCCUGGAAACCCUCAUUCGCAUUGGUGGGGUCUGGUGCGUCACUUCCCCUCGCAGAAGUUCCCUGCCAUCGAUGGUGGUCACUUGCAAGGGGAAAUCCAGGGGUAGCAAGUGUAGUUGGUGCUCCAAAGUGAAAUCCCUGCUGAAGAAAUUGCAGGAGCUGCCCGAAUCCAGCAGCCCCUCAACCUUGACUGGGUGCCCAUUCGGGAGUUCUAGCACCACUGCUAUGGCUAUAGCUGCCCUGGUGGGGUCAGGCUGGGGCACUUCUAUUGGUUGCUGGCCUGGCUGCUGGCCCCGCUGGUUGGCAGCCAGGCGUUGUUGUUUCCCUGCGCCUGCCCUUCCUCCCCCUUCUCCUCACAGCCAGCAGCCCCCACCAUCCCUUGCCAGGCCUUUCUUUGAGGGCAGACCCUGGCAAAAUGUCCCGGCCGUUGACAGAGGAAACACUUCUUGGUGGUUUUCCAAUCCUUCCCCUCCCUCUUGCGACUUUCAUUGGAGUUUGAAACCUCUCUCUCUCGCGCGCCAUCUAUUUCCAUUGGCUCAGCCGCCUGGGAAAGCUGUCUUGGUAUUUCAGGAAUGCGGUAGUCAUGGUAGCGUUCCCCUCUCACUUCGUGUUUCUCCUGAGCCCGCGCUUCCUGACGCACUCCAAUCGCAAGCACAGCCUUGGUCAGCUGAUCCAUCGACUGUGGGCGGGGCGCGCAGGACAGCUCGUCCUUCACCGUUGGGGACAACCCCUCCUCAAACAGCAUUUGAAUCAGUUCCGAGUCCAGAUCCCACCCGAGCCGGUGGAUCAACAUUGCAAAGCGCAACCAGUAGUCUCUAACUGACUGGCUCCCCUGCUUGCACCCCAUCAGUUCCCGCCGAGUCACACUUUGCUCCAAUUCACUAGAAUACAUCGCAUUCAUCGCCUGGAAGAAUUUCUUAAGGUCCUUCAAGGCAUGAUUUUGUGUCGCCAUAAGGGGCCUGAUCCAUUCGCGUGCCCCAUCCUCCAGAUGCCCCACAAUGUAGGCUACCUUUUCCCCAUCAUCAGCAAAGUCAUCAUGCUGCAGUUCCAAAGCGUACUCUAUUUCCGUUCGGAAUGCAUUGUACCAGCCCCGGUACCUUCCUUGCGAUGGGGGUGGGUCUGACCUGUGCAUCCUGAGUGCGUCUUUCGUCCAGCCGCGCCGUCAGGAGAGCUACAUGCUGUUCCAAGUCUCGGUUUCUCUCUACCAGACUUUGCACUCCAGCUGCUUGCUCCAUCUCUCCGGCUCCCCUGGUCUGGCUCAUCGUGCUGCCUCUCUGGAGCUGCGCACAAGCAACGUCGGUGACUGACGGAUUGCUGUAAUGGGUUUAGGAGUUGCUCGUGCGUAAGUUGCCGCCACUCCUGGCUAGGUUAUCUGGUUGAACCCUUUCUGACCGGACAGCCUCUAGCUCCAUGGCUGUCUCAGUCGCUGGCAGAAUCCGUCAGUGGGCGUUUCUUAAACUUCUUCCAGCACAAAAGUUCUUUGACGCCUAGUCUCCGCCUAGUCUCCCUGCGCGGAAGCCUUCUGCGCAGGGAGGGUGUGGGCAGCAGAGGACCCGUACUCUCUCUGCUGGUCUCCGGCGAGGAGUCUUGGAGCCUCCUCUCCGAUUCCCCCAUCUGCCCCCCUUCUCUACUGGUGUUACGCUGAUUUCCUUCCCCAGCGGACGGGCUGCCUCUCUCCCUACUGGGACCCUCUCCGGCAUCCCUCUGGAGCCUUCCCUCCGCUUCUAGCUCCGAUGGCAGUUCCCUGACAGUACGGAAACAUCGUUUAACUUCCCACCGGAGCGGUACCUAUUUAUCUACUUGAACUUGGACAUGCUUUCGAACUGCUAGGUGGGCAGGAGCUGGGACCGAACAAUGGGAGCUCAUCCCGUCGCGGGGAUUUGAACCGCUGACCUUCUGAUUGGCAAGCCCUAGGCUCUGUAGUUUAGACCACAGCACCACCCGCAUCCCAUUGUGAGGGGAGUACAUUCCAUCAAAUGAAAGAUUGGAAGAAAGAAUAGUGAGGCAGAAGAAAAGUAAAUUUAUGUUGCUAAUAUGUUGGUGGUGCUUACCAUAUAAUUUCCCUCCUUCCUACACUGUUCACAAUAUAGUCUUAUUUAGAUUAUGAAAUAAUAAAGUCCAAAAUGUUAAUGUGAAGUAUGUUCCCCCUGGGUUCAAUUACAUACCAUUACUUGUGGGAUUCACCUCUGGGCUUACCUUACUUACUCCAGAAGGACCUAUAAUACAAAUGCAGCUUACAAAAAAGGGAAAGAAAAUGAGAGCAAAAUACCUUCUUUAUCUCAAGGACUAAGCAGGACUCUUCCGUUUACAUGGAAGUGAACUAGAUUUCAAUUCAUUUCACUGACCUUAAAAACAAACAUCACUCUCUUAACACCAACGUUCCCUCUACAACUUCUUUGUGUUCUGGGUCUGUGAUGUAUUGUGGAGAGCAUAUUGUUAUAAACCUCUCAGAUCAACAUUAGGAGAAGUACCAGCAGGUAAGCAUUUUAGUGAAAAGGGGAAGACCAUGCUUUGACUUCUCAGUAGUAUUCAUACUGUUUCCAACACUUGGCCUGAUGAAGAAUCAGAGACAUAGCUAUUCAAGCUGGUUUGUGCGACUACCUACAAUUGAGAUGGCAAUCCUAUCUCAAUUCUUCUUUCUUUAUUUUCUUGAUUACCUGACUAAAGAGAACUGAAAGGUUGGGAGAAAUUUGUGUUAAAAUUUCAUUUUGGGAAAUGAGCCACUUAUACGUAAGACUGUAAGUUUACAACUUCUGACUGACAGUGGAGGCAAAGCAUUUCCACAGUGGGUGGUUUGUUUGAUUUUUUUGUCCUUUAAACACAUGCUCAGAUAUUUGUCGAUGAGUUUAUGACUUCCACAAUAAUUCUUUUUUUUUUGGACAGGGUAUCUACUGAAGAAGGAAUGGCUAUCUGGGUGUUCCAGAUAACCUUUUUGAUUUCUUAGAUGUGUAUUAAUGUGGGUUUUGAAUUUCAGUAAUUUUUUAUUUAGUAGUAGUCGUAGCAGUCUACUACUGGAUCCAAACUACAAGAAAGAAGAUUCCACCUAAACAUUAGGAAGAACUUCCUGACAGUAAGAGCUGUUGGACAGUGGAAUUUGCUGCCAAGGAGUGUGGUGGAGUCUCCUUCUUUGGAGGUCUUUAAGCAGAGGCUUGACAGCCAUAUGUCAGGAGUGCUCUGAUGGUGUUUCCUGCUUGGCAGGGGGUUGGACUCAAUGGCCCUUGUGGUCUCUUCCAACUCUAUGAUUCUAUGAUUCAGUCAUUGUUAUCAUCUUGCCUUCUACGAAAGUUUCUUAGGGCAAUAUACCAUAAAAACAGCACAAGAAAAAUUGAAAAACAACACACAGCAGAUAUCUUCAAAACUCAAAGCAAAGCAAAAUAGGCACCCAUGGUCCAUACAUUUGUCUUGGCGAGGUCUUCUGUCUUGGAUAGAGCAGUUUUUUAGGGAUGACCAAAACUGCAUACCUCCCGCUGUGACAUAUUUCUAAUUACUUCAUUCUUUUCACACUGCAGGAAAAUGUUAUGGCUGCUGAAAAUGAGACUGUGGUGACUGAGUUCAUCUUGAUUGGAUUAUCCGAAUACCCCAGAGCUCAGGCUGUAUUCUUUUGGUUCCUCUUGAUUGCCUACCUCAUUAGUGUGCUUGGCAAUGGACUUAUUAUUCUGCUGAGUAUAAAGGAUCCUGACCUUCAUACUCCCAUGUAUUUCUUUAUUUGUGUCCUCUCAUCACUUGACCUUAUCGUUACUAACAAUGUACUUCCAAAUGUCUUGGUCAACUGCUUCAUUUACAUGCCCACAAUUUCCUUCUCCGGAUGCCUGACGCAGAUGUACAUUGGUUUGUUAGUUGUCGCAACAGAAUGCAUCAUCCUGGCCAUCAUGGCAUAUGACCGAUUGGUGGCUAUAUGCCAACCCUUAUACUACAUGCAGAUCAUGAGCUGGAGAGUUUGCAUAGCCCUGGUGGCUGUCUCUGUAACACUUUGCUUCCUCUACACCAUAGCCACAGCCCUGUUGCGGCCUACUGACUUCUGUGGCCGACACAUCAUCAACCACUUUGCAUGUGAGUUACAGUCAUUCCUCAAAUUGGCUUGCUCAGAUACACAUAUCAGUGAGUUAUUUAUGCAAAUUUCCAGCCUUUUUCUCCUAAUACCACCCUUUGGUUUCAUAGUUGUGACAUAUGGGCGCAUAGGCCUGGCUGUACUGCGCAUCCGUUCAGCACAGGGUCGCAAGAAAGCCUUUUCCACCUGCAGCUCUCACCUUGUUGUCGUCAGUGUCUUCUAUGGCACAAUCAUGAUCAUGUACUUGAGGCCACAAGGGAAAUCGAUUUCUGAAAAGGACAAGCUCAUAUCUCUAACGUAUGGAGUUUUGACACCUAUGCUCAACCCUUUGAUCUACAGCCUGAGAAACAAGGAUGUGAAGGGUGCCUUUUGGAAACUGGUUGGAAGGAAAAUAUCAGAAUAAGUAUCAAAACAUGAUGAUAAGGCCAUAGCUUUCAAUUACUUUUAUUAGCAUAGGUCUGAUCUGAAGAUACUCGAGGGAAAAUGAUGUCCUUCACCCAUAUUUUUUUGUUAAUGACAUUUAACCAGCCCUGUUCCAUUAUAGCUCUCAGUUCUGUUAACCAGUUUCCCUCCCAGAGAUUCAUGUCCCCUAGAAGUGCCCCCCCAUCUACAUCCAGAAUUGAAGGAAACUGCAGCAAGCAGUGACAGCUCUGGACUUGACUUAAUUUGAAACCUUUUCCAAAUCAUAUAAAUGUUUGGAGUGACAGAGUUUCAUUAAAAAACUGUAUGUUCUCUCCUAUUUUUAUGGCAUAGGGAUUUUUUUAUUUCAGCAGGUGAACCAUUUUGUUUUAUUUUUGUUGACAGCAAAUUUUGCAAACCUUUUUUUAUAUUCUGAGCAUGGCUGUGUUGUAAUAGCAUUAUAUGUUAGGAAAUAUCAAACCACCUGAUAUUUGUUGACAGAAUGUUUUUGAUGUAAUUCUGAGUUUCCUGCAUGCCCAUAAAAAACUUAGAUAUUCCUAUUUUUCAUUCAUUUGUCACUCAUUGUCAGAGGAGUGCCAUUGGGACAGGGGAGGGAAGCAGGGGGAUACAGAGAGCCUCCAACGCUUCUGAGGAGCAGAAGCAGCUCCUUGUCCAACGGUGGGGAAAGCCACACCUCCAGUGCAGCAGAGGGGGAAGGGGGAAGCCAACUGAGAGCCCAAGCGCCUCACCUAGCCUGGCCAGCCAGGAAACAGGCACUCCCUUUCUGUCGCCCAGUUUGAGCAGAGGGGUGAAGUGUAAGGAGGGGAGGCAGAGAUUUGGGGUGUCUAAGUAUUCAUGCUGGGGGAGAAACCAGAAGGGGCCACUCCUGGAAUCUGCAAUAGACUAAGAUGGACAUGAACUUUGGGCUUCUGCACUGUAAAUAGCUGCACAAAUAAAAACCUGCAAAAGACAGGUUGGAGUCCUGCCUGGUUACUCGUGAGCAACCACAUCACCACCUGACACUCCUGUUUAAUAUAAUAGUAUUAGAAACAGAAUAUCUUUAUUUUUUAUAAAAGAGCUUCUUCCUGCCCCUGAGAAAUUUAAACUUUCCCAGUUUGAUAGAUCUAUUUUUAUUUCUCUAAUUGAUUUGGAAUGAUUGACUUAGAUCUUCCAAAUCUCCAGAUUCUCAGAUAUCCAGCUGGGGUCUCCUUUAAUCUACGCUUUAUGUUUCCCAUGUGUGUUACAAGCUAACUGGCUGGCGCUGUCCACCUCCAGCCACAUCAGGCCCCCAGGGAACAGUGGGCAGUGCCCACUUAGCCAAUCGGAGGCAGGGGCUUGGGGGUUGCAAGCAGCCUGCCCCUACCCUACUUAAGAGGGCGGCCAGGUGUGAGGAUCGUCGUGGGAUUUUUCCACCCACCCACCUAGUCCAUGGGGGGGGGGGGAGUGGGCACGUUGCCUAUGAGCCUUGCUAUGGUUUAUUCAGUCGCCAUAUCCAGGGCCAAGGGAAUUUUCUCCUGCAAGCAAACUGGGCAGCUUGCAGGUUUUUGCCUACCUCACAUCAGCUUUCACAACUUUGGCAAAUAAGGCAUUGGUCUGGAUACUUCAUCACAGGGGUCCUGUGAGAGGGGUCCAGGUGGGGUGACUCUGUCCGAGAGUCCACUGGGGGCCAAUGAACCAAAACACCCCUCCCAAUGGCAGCCUGUGCAGGGUUGGGGCAUCCAAUCCAUGUUGGGGGGUGGCUCCCCAGCAUAAGUUCGACCCCACCAGGUUCCUAUCAGGAAUCCAUGUCUCUCCUUGAGGCCAUGACACUAGUUUGGAUGAUAAAUUCAGUACCUUUUCCUGUUUAGUGCUGAUAGAUUGUAGUGUUAGCACACUUAAUAGGCACAACUCAGACAGUAGAUCUGCUUCAUGUUCAAAAGGUACAGUGGUACCUCAGGUUACAUACGCUUCAGGUUACAUACGCUUCAGGUUACAGACUCCGCUAACCCAGAAAUCGUGCUUCAGGUUAAGAACUUUGCUUCAGGAUGAGAACAGAAAUCGUGCUCCAGAGGCGUGGCAGCAGCACGAGGCCCCAUUAGCUAAAGUGGUCUUCAGGUUAAGAACAGUUUCAGGUUAAGUACGGACCUCCGGAAAGAAUUACCGUAUUUUUUGCUCUAUAAGACUCACUUUUUCCCUUCUAAAAAGUAAGGGGGAAAUGUGUGUGCGUCUUAUGGAGCGAAUGCAGGCUGCGCAGCUAUCACAGAAGCCAGAACAGCAAGAGGGAUCCCUCUUGCUGUUCUAGCUUCUGAGAUUUAGAAUAUUUUUUUUCUUGUUUUCCUCCUCCAAAAACUAGGUGCGUCUUGUGGUCUGGUGCGUCUUAUAGAGCGAAAAAUAUGGCAAGUACUUAACCCGAGGUACCACUGUAUUGGCUUGUCCACGGGAGGUGAAUCAACAAGGCUUCAUGGUAACAUAGUGGCUUCAAUGUUCUCUUGUUGAGUUGCCCUCACCUCUUGAGUUGCCCACUACUCUGCCAAGAGUCUUCUUCUUUGGCGAUCCUCGUAGCCGAGUAAGAUUGUCUUCCAUAAACAUGGUUUUAACAAUGAGUUCAUAAGUGAUUGUGGAGGCCAAUUCUGGAUCCACACGUCCUUCCACAGUGGGGACAUUGGUUUCCAGGCGGGAGUUGAUCACAGUGUGGAUUUUCCAAGCGUGCCUUCCUCUUGGCACAGGUCUCCCUUGCGUCCUGAGUUCGAGCAUCUUCAAAGCCCAUGACACCUUUGGUGAAGGCUGUUCUCCAAUUGGAGUGCUUGCAGGCCAGUGUUUCCCAGGAUUGAUAAUUUUGGCAUCCCUAAAAUCUGCUGGGAUCGCUUCUCUUUCCCAGAUUUUUUCGAUUAGCUUGUGAAGUUGUUGUGCAAGUUCGAUUCCACCCACUUUGAAGAUUUUAGCAGGUAUCCCAUCAGGUCCACUGGCUUUGUUGUUUUUCAUUUGGUUAAUAGCUGUACACAACUCUCCUAGAUUUGGAGAUACUGCAAGCUCGUCUCUAAUUUGUUUUUGUGGAAUUUGUGAGAGGACCUCAGCAGCUACGGGGGAGAUGCAGUUAAGGAGAUGUUGGUAGUGUUCCUUCCAGAGCAGUGCAAUAGCUUCUUUAUCUUUUAGAAGUGUGGUACUAUCUGCUGAGUGUAGGGGGCAUAUGCCAUGAUUUAUUGGCCCAUAGAUGGUCUUUGUGGCUUUAAAGAAACUCUGUACAUCAUGAGUGUUGGCUAAGUGCUGGAUCUCUUGAGCACUUAGGUAAAGGUAAAGGGACCCCUGAUCAUUAGGUCCAGUCGUGGACGACUCUGGGGUUGCAUGCUCAUCUCACUUUACUGGCCGAGGGAGCCGGCGUACAGCUUCCGGGUCAUGGCGAACCAGAGCAGCGCACGGAAACGCCGUUUACCUUCCCGCUGGAGCAGUACCUAUUUAUCUACUUGCACUUUGAUGUGCUUUCGAACUGCUAGGUUGGCAGGAGCAGGGACCGAGCAACGGGAGCUCACCCAGUCGCGGGGAUUCAAACUGCCGACCUUCCAAUCGGCAAGUCCUAGGCUCUGUGAUUUAACCCACAGCGCCACCCGUGUCCCCUUGAGCACUUAGUAUAAACCUAUUGGAUAUAGGUAACCCAGAUCAGAGGGAAGGUGUCCCACAAUGAAGUCAUCUAAUCAAGCAGAGACCCGUUAAAAUCACAGGCGGGAGAAGCCUGUGAGCGUGGGAUUUGGUGGGCUCCUUUUGCACCUCUCCCACUCGUGGGAAACCCUGGUUUUUGGGGCUCUGGAGUGACGUGGGGUGAGCAGUGCGGUGCAUCGAAUCGUCUGCUUCUUCCACGGAGCGAAGCCGCAUAGCUGUUGCCGGAGAGCGCUGACCUUUUCCUGUGGACAAUUUGACUUUAAAGUAAUUACCCGUGAAUAGAGCUGAAGUGGAAGAAUUGGAUUUCUAAAUGUUUAAUUUGGUACCGUAACGGGGAGGUUCAAAACAGGAAGUCCGCCUUCCCCUUUUGUAAAUAGACUGAGGCAAUGAAGUUGCAAGCUGGAGUCCUGGAAAGUGUAAAAGAUUAAAUUUCCAUCAAUAAAGAACAUUAAACCCCCUCUUGGAGGCAGGAGAAGUUGCAGACUGAGUAUGCCUGUGGGAGAGAGCAAAGAGAUUUAAAACACCGCCGCUCUGACCCUGGAAACGGGCUGCUAGCAGGACUGACGUCUUUUGGAAUGUUCAUUGACAGCGUUUAGAACGUUCAUUGACAGCUAGUUAAACAAGAGAAAUACAUUGUUUCUACUGUCUCCGGCUGCUUAAAAAGGAGUAAAAGUAACUGAAAAUUGAAACUAAUUUGAAACUAAUUUUGGAUUGUUUAAAAGAGGAUACUAUUGACUAUUACAAAUAGAAACUGUUUCCCCCUAGUGGAAGCCUUUGAAACUGGUUGCUUUACAAGAGCUGGGCUAGGGGAAUUUCCAGCUGCAAGUUAAAAACCGUGAGACUCUGGGACUGACCUUGAAUCUUUUAUGUGUUAUGGUAAAUGGAAGAGGAAAAACAGACCAGUCAACUGCUGACAAAACAUUAAGGUCUGGGAGGACUUGGCAACAAUCCAGGAGAGGUCCAUCAUCAGGCCCCCCUGCUCCUUCUGUUGCUGCCUUUGUACCAGUAUAUUUAAAACCAAGAGGAAUGUCGACAGAAGAGGCUUUAGUGGCUGCAUUAUAUAAGAUAAAUGACUCACUCAGCUUAACAGGAAAAUGGACACGAUAAAUGCGAAAGUGGAUGUUUCAAUUACUAAAAUUAACUUAAAUACAGAAAGUAUAAAUAAUACCAAUACAGAAACCACCCAGAAAUUGAUACAGGAACCUACUUUGAUACGGCAAACUGCGGAGGAAGCCAGGGGAAAAGCUGUUGUUACUGAAUGUAAAGUAACACAAUUGGAAAGAAAAAGAAAGAGAGCCCCAGCCCUACAGAGGCAAUUUGAUGAACAUAAGUUGACGCUUGCUAUGACUGAACUUAAAGAAAAACAGACGAACUUGAGGAUUAGAGUUCACCUUUGGUGGACAUGCCCAAGGAUUAAGACACUUUGGGAGAUGAUUCAUAAUGAAAUGAAAAAGGUAUUUAAAUAUACCCUUUUGAAGAAACCAGAGGCCUUUCUCCUGGGCAUGGUCGGCCAAUUGGUGUUAAAGAAGGAUAGAACUUUUUUCAUGUAUGCAACAAUAGCAGCAAGAAUACUCAUUGUGAAGUACUGGAAGACACAAGAUUUAUCUAUUGGGGAAGAAUGGCAGAUGAAGUUGAUGGACUAUAUGGAAUUGGCGGAAACGACUGGCAGAAAUCCGAGAUCAGGGAGAAGAGUCGGUGGAAGAAGACUGGAAAAAGUUUAAGACUAUUUAUAGAAAUACUGUAAAAAUAAUGAAUGUUAGAAAAAUGUUGGAAUGAAGUUAUAUGGCUCUAGUAGAAAUGCUAUAAGGAAUCAAGUAUAAAUAGAUUAAUAGAGUAUUAAAGGGAAAAAUAAGGUUAGAAUAUGUUAAGAUAAUUAUAGGAUAGAAAACAGAGGAAGAUGGAAAGGAAUUGCUGAAACAAUUAACAGAAGUGGAAUACAAAAAGGGAGGUGUGAGGAGGUCGUGGAAAUAAGGGAAUGAAAGAUAAGAUAUUGAAAUUGUUUUGGGUUUUAAAUGGUUUGUGUCUUGUUUUGUUAGUCUUAUGUUUUUUUCUGUUUCUGUUUUUUUCUUUUUCUGCUUUGUUGUGUUUAAACAGUUGGAAAAUUAAUAAAUAUUAUUUAAAAAUAAUAAAAAAUGAAGUCAUCUAAUCUGCUUUUUUUGGAAUUGGGCAGAUUACUCAAGCUCUGUGAUGAAGCAAUCCUUUUCCUCCUUUUGAUCAUAUUAGUGAACAAACGCUGUUCUUAUAUAGGGCAGAAAAAUUCCAGAUUCUGUGGAGUCCUGUCUAGCUGCUAAGCCAAAAGUGGUGUCUUUGCUGUUGUUAAAUUAGGCAAGCAGUCAAUAAGCAGUAGAGGCACAAUAGUCUUGCAAUAAUUUUGCAGGUGUCAGCAAAUAACUUGGCAGUGAAACCUUAAGUCAUAAACUAUUGAGUUGCAGUGAAGGCAAUAACAUCUGCAAAACAACAGGCAAACGCAGUGGCAGAGCAGUAAAACAGUAAAAUUAAGCAAGAAAACAAUAAAACACUAAAACCAGUUCAUAAAACAAUAAAACUUAACUAUAAAAUCGGAAACUCAGUUGGGGCUGCUGGCGCUGUCACCAUCUGACUGGAAGUCUUGCAUUUUAUGAUUCUAAUGGCAGAGGUUGAGAGAGAGAGAGAGAGAGAGAAUGAGAGAUAGAUAGAUAGAUAGAUAGAUAGAUAGAUAGAUAGAUAUUUCUUUCUUUGAUGGUGUCUGUAUGGUUCUGUCAUGGCCUUGGGCUAGUAAAAUAAAGCUUAUCUUCUGAAAGGUUCUUAUCAGGUAGCAGGUGGGCUGCCUGAUGCAGGAUACGUACAUGCCCAAUGCCAUAGCCAAACCUACUGUUUCCUGUAAUCAAUAAAGCUGUGGCUUAAUUCUGUCUGAUCGAUAUUGAUCCAGAGUAGAUUCCAAUGUAUAGCUAGCAGAGUAAAAACUUAAACACACUGCAGGAAUCCCAAAAAAUAGACCAGAGGCAAUUGUAUUUCAUCCAGCAGAGCUUUACUGCUACUGAAGGCAAAUGAGCAUAAUGGUCACAAAUCCAAUACAAUCAGGAUUGGCCCUGUCCAUAAGAAAUCCAGUUGCAGCAGACUUAACUUAAAUUUACAAUUUAACUUAUAAUAAGACUAAAGCCUUAACACUAAGCAUGCUAUAUACAGAACACUACACCAGAAGGAAAGAGAGGUAAAAAGUGAAGCCCAGGCUCCUUCUGGCCUUAUUAUUCUAGUCAACAUGACCUUGACAGAAAGAGAUAACAGAACUAAUUUAGCCCAGCUGUACUCAGCUUCUUUGAAGGAAUAAUCCAAACAUCAUGAACCUUCUGCUUGCUUCUUUCACACAGAGAAGCUUCCAGUAGCUUCCAGAACCAUCUCUACACAUCAGAUCAAUACUUUCUGCACUAAGAAAUGCAAAGUGACAAAUUCAACCCAAUGACAGUCUCCUUGUGGCAUUCUUGUGGCCCUCCCUUCAUCUGCUGUGACCAUUAUGCACCUGUGCGGGAAAUACUGGAUAAGUCUCACGCAGUGCUGUUGGGGACUUCAAUAUCCAUGUCAAGGAUGCCUCAAAUGGGUUGGUUCAGGACUUCAUGGCCUCCAUGACAACCAUGGGGCUGACUCAGGGCAUCGAUGGUCCAACACAUGUAGCUGGGCUUACCCUCAACCUGGUCUUUGCCUUAGAGGGGAUUGGUAAUACUCCAUUGACUGUUUUAAAACCGUUGUACUGGCUGCCAGUUUGUUUCUGGGCCCCAUUCAAGGUGCUCACAUUAUUCUUUAAAGCCCUAACUGAUUUAGGCCCCAAAUAUCUGAAAGACCACCUCCUUCCCUACUGACCCUCUUAGGCCCUUAAAUGGCAGCUCCUCCUCCACCCCACUCUGCAUGGCCCCUAGUGAGAGAUGAGGGGAGCUGAUUUGUUUAUGCUUAUUUUACAAAUUUAUAAACCACAUCACAGCCUAAGGCUACAAAAGCAGUGUCUGUGACAAGAUUUUAAAAAGAUGAAAUACAAAAAAAAGAAAUAAGCAUUCCAAAAACUGAACCAUUUCUACAAAUUUUAUUUAUAAAAUACGAAGUAUUACAUUAAAGGAAUUCAAAAGAGCAUUCAAUCACUCAAGAAGUGUAUUCAGAUAUAUUUAAAGGGGGCUAGGGAUCCAUUUUCCUGCCCAUUACCCUCCACAAGGCUCCUUUCACAUCCUUGUUCCUCAAACUAUAGAUCAGAGGGUUCAGCAUUGGAGUGACCACAGCAUAGAAGACAGCAACAAAUUUGUCCUGGUUUGAAGAUCCGCCUGGUGACCUUAGGUACAUGGCCAUAGCUGUGCCAUAAAAUAUCCCAACCACUGUAAGAUGGGAGCCACAGGUAGAAAGAGCCUUGCUCCAACGCUGAGCUGAGCGAAUCCUCAGCACUGCCAGACUAAUGCGAACGUAAGUCAGCAAAAUGAAGGCAAAGGGUACUAAGAGAGUGAAAACACUGCUGCCUAGUGAGAAACCUGCAUUGGCUGAGAUAUCAGAACAUGCUAGUUUCACAACAGCCUGAACUUCACAUGCAAAAUGGUUGAUGACAUUGUGCCCACAUAGUUUGAUCUUCAUGGUGAAGGAUGGUACAAGGGUCAACAGGGAGGCCAAGACCCACGAGGAGACAGCCAGACAGCCACACAGCCUUCUGUUCAUGAUCAGCGUAUAGUGGAGUGGCAUGCAUAUCGCCACAAAGCGGUCAUAAGCCAUGACAGCCAACAGAAUGCAUUCCGUUGUCCCAAGGAAGAGCGAGAUACACAUCUGGGCAAAACAUCUGGCAUUGGAGAUAGUGGGCCUCUCCGUGAAGCUGUGGGCCAGCAUCUGUAGGACUGUGCUGGUAGUAUAACAGAUGUCAAGAAGGGAGAGGUUGCCUAGAAAGAAAUACAUGGGGGUGUGGAGGUGAGGAUCUGCUAUGAUCAAGAGGACAAUAAGGCCAUUCCCAAGAAGAGUCAUUAGAUAGAGGAAGAGAAACGCGACAAAGAGCACCCUGCGCAUGAGUGGCUGGCUGGAGAGCCCAGUCAGGAGGAAGAUCUCUGGUGUCGUUUCAUUAUCAUCUUCAGGAACCAUGGCGUUGUAAAUCCUUCCCAAGAUGUGGAAUUAUCUGCCGGGAUAGUAAAGAUGCCCCCAAACUAUAUUAAUUGGAGUGUGACUCAAUCCCAUUACUAUUAUUGUUGGUGGAAUGAUAAUUUUAUAAUGGUGAAAUGCUUAUUUUAUAAUGUCAUCAAAUAAUUCAUGUUUCUUUGAACAAGGGAUGGAUGACUAUUUCAGAUUCAAUUUCUCACUGUUUCUAAACCUUUUCAGUUUUAAAUUCAGUUCUCCAUAUAUCAACAUUAGUUUGUGAUUGAUUGAUUGAUUGAUUGAUUGAUUGAUUGAUUGAUUUAAAAGCCCUUGUGAAAUUUCAUUAGCAUCUUGGCUCUAAUUUUUCCUAAUAUACACAUUUUCUAUGUGAAGAAAAUUACACUCUGUGUGGAAAAUGUAUCCUUGGAGCAGAGCUAUGAAACCCCAAUCUUGCUACAUACAAUGGUGGUACAAAUCCACCCCCUAUGCAAAUAUCAUAUAUACAGUGUAUUUAAAUGUUCUAGGGAAAUCUGUGACUCUCCAGAUGUUGCUGGACUACAACUCCCAUCAUCCCUGACCAUCCUGGCUAGGGCUGAUUUCCAACCAUAUGCAGGAGGGCCAUGCAUUUGUGCCACCACUGUAAGUAAACUGUGCCAACAUACUUCCAGUGCUCCUUGCAAAUUGAAGUGACCCAGAAAGGAGUUAAGUGCUAAGAACGUAACAUCUGAAGGAGGAUUCCCACUCCUUUGCUGUUUUAUAUUACCCUUCUCCUAGAGCAGCAUUCAUUGCGUUCUCUCCAAACAUGUUGGUACCAUCAGAUGUAACAAGCAUGAUAUUUGACUAAUGUGUUCUUGUUAAUUGUCCUGUUUUAUGUUGUACUCCACAUGUAGCAGUGGACAUACCAUUCUCUAAGUUUUAUUUGCUGCCACAAAAAUUCUUACAGUCAUAGGGGUCACAUCCAAAUACAGAUGGAAGAAACUGUCAUGUUUGGUUCUCUCAGGUUCUCAUUUUCCCCAUCUUAAAGUCAGUUCUCCACAUGUCUGCUACAAUUUGCAUUAUUAUUAUUUUAACAAUCCUCAUGAAAAUUCUUCAGCAUUUUAGUUUGAAUUUCUCCUAAAAAAUAAAUUUUAUAUGCAGUUUUGACUGACGUUCACAUUUGUGCAAGCACCUUCCCUAUAUAUAAUGCAUUUUUGUAUGUUAUUAUCAGUUCCAUAUUCUUUUUACAUAUAUUUUCUCCUAAUAUAUGCAUUUUUGUGAACAUUGCUUGCUUAGAGAACUGCACCAUAAAAUUUGGAUAAGUGCAAGUUCUGGAAGAUGGCUGUGUUUCAGUUCUCAUAUUGAUUCAGAAAGUGCAAAUUUGGGGGGUAUAGCCAGGUACUUUAAAUGUAUGCUGUGGAUGUGACUAUAGUAUGAUAUUGUGUGGUAUUAAUAGGGUGGUGAACAUCUGUAAUGGAAAAAAAAUGAUGGGUGUUCUCCUAAAAGAAUCAAUUACUAAAGUCAGCUUGCUAUAUUACAGUUUAAAUUUUUGACAAAAAAAUGUAAAAUACAUACAAAAGAAACUUGAAAUAUUUACCUUAUGGGGUGUCCUGUUGGAUAACAUUUGUUGAAAGGGAAAAUAGGUUGCCUGAUGGAUCUGAAUCAAAUAGCCUUGUGCAGCCUAAUCUCAUACACAUUUCCUUAAAAUUAAGUUCCAUUAACCUCCAUGCGGCUUCCUCCCAAGUAAAUGUGCCUAUAAUUGCAGCUUUAGGAACACUUCUAAAAGAACAUAAGAAGAUCUAAUCCACUAACAUCGCGAGGGGAUUUCAAAUGUUUUGAUUAAAUUAAAGAAUAAAUAAAACACCUUUCUGGUUAUGACACCAGUCUAAGAAACAGCAAAUGUUUGAUAAAACCAUGAAAAACCAAAAACGCUUCUUAUAUCAUCUGACUUAAUUAGGCUGUGUUAACAAAUUUGGGGGGGGGGGGACCAGAAUAUCUCUGCUGAUUCAAAUGGCAACAAUGGAAAGCUGAAUCAAUCUUCUCAACCAAGUUUCUGAUCACAAGUGGUUAAUUCUUGUCUUCAUGGCCUGAGGAACCAUCAGGUCUAGGCCCCCAUCUGAACAGAAUAAAAUCCAAUCUCUGUGUGUGACUAGAAAAUAACAAUUUUUAUAAUUAAAACUUGAAAACUCAUUAUCAUGAGUCUUUAUAUCCCUGAGAGAUUUCAAAAGUUAUCUGUACAGACUUCAUACCUCUGAGAAUAUAUCCUAGACAGGCAAUUAAGAGCAAACUUAGCAUGGGUUAUUUAUUUAUUUAUUUGAAUGGAUUUUUAAAGACAUAUUUUUGUCCAUAUGGCAUUGAAAGCAGCAUACAACAAAGCAGUAAUAGAGCAGAACACAAAAAAUGGCACCUCAUGACAUUGAAAUUGGGCAUAUUUAUAAAAAUUAUACCAGUUCAUAUAUGUAAAAAGAAAUCUUUAAGCAGUUUACAUAAGAUAUAACCAGGAAAGAAAAAGUCAAUAUGAAUUCAUAUAAAAAUAAAAGCAAAGUGUCAUUUUGUUGUUGACAUUUAAAGCCCUUGAGUAACUUGAGACCAAAAUACUGUACAGUGGUACCUCAGGUACUUAAUUCGUUCCAGAGGUCCGUUCUUAACCUGAAACUGUUCUUAACCUAAAGCACCACAUUAGCUAAUGGGGCCUCCUGCUGCCGCCACGCUGCUGGAGCACGAUUUCUGUCCUCAUCCUGAAGCAAAGUUCUUAACCUGAAGCACUAUUUCUGGGUUAGCGGAGUCUGUAACCUGAGGCAUAUGUAACCUGAAGCGUAUGUAACCUGAGGUACCACUGUACUGGGAAAUCAUGAAAGACCAUUGUUAUCUUGGGGAGAUUUGAGUCAAGCCCAGCGAUUGCCCCUCACAUGCCCAGACAAUUCCUAGGCAUGAGUCAACUAAGCAGUUCAUUCUGUUUCUUGUCGUCAGCAUGAUUCUGUGAAAGAGAGUACAGCUUAGUACCACCUGUCAAAUUCUGGGCUAUUCUUUAUGCAGAGUCUGACACUAACACACUGGAUGGCACCGGAUGCUUUUCAGGCAUUUAAGAGCAUCUAGAUGGAGAUCCAGAGAGGGAUCUCCUUUGGCCCUUGCCACCUCUGGGGAGGAAUCCUCUGGCCUUGCCCUCCAAAAGGGGCUCUCAGGCAACCAUGUUACCUUACAAACAGCCAUAAACACAAUCUGAUUUCCCUAACUCUAGUUACAACCCUAAAGUCAAAGUUUUUUAUUAGAAUUACUUGUAACUUUUAAGAGAUCACAUAUAUCUAUAGUUUUAAUUCUAUUAAUGUUUAAUUGCUUUUAAUGAUUGCUUCCCCACUAUGCUUUUAGUUGUUUCUAUUUUAUCUGUAAAGCCAUCUUGAGUCCCUGUCAGAGAAAAGGGGGGGAAUAUAAAUCACAAUAAUUAUUAUUUUAGAGUCACUGACCUAUGUCCAUUUACCCAUAAAAUACAUCUUCCAGCAAAGUUGCUUUUGUACCCUAAGAUCUCACCUUGAUCUGCACAUCCUUUGUGUGAGUUCCUCUGCUCAUCUGUACAUGCCAACUGUUACAUCUUCAAUUCAUCUUUGUUGGUAUUUGGUUAAUAUUAAAAAGAAUUUCCCAGAAGUCUUAAAUCACAAAAGCAAACAGCAAAGAGAAGUGACUUAACAUGACUAAGUUAGGUCCAUUAAUUUCAGUGGGUCUACUCUGAGUAACAGUUGAAUACCACCCAUAUUCUUCCCACUUGCCCUUCUCACCGUCUUCUGUUGUCCCCAUUGUAUUCAAGUAUACAUUAUGAGCCCCUCUGAGCAGAGACCUGACAUUUAAGAGUCUGUAAGCAACAUGUAGCAAUUAAAAUUUUACAAGCCCAAUCAUGCUGCUCCACUUACAGUGUAGUUUAAGACUAAGUCCAACAUGCCAUCUAAAAAAAAUACCCUGCAUGUUCUAUGGCUAUUUUACUUUUUUCCCUGCACUGUCAUGUAUUUGUAUAUGAUUAAACAUUAGAACCGUAACCUAUUUAUUUGUUUAGAAUAUUCAUAUAACUACUUUUCAACAAAAAGUGUUCCAAGUGGCUUAUAUCGUAGAACAAAGGGACUUUGGAAACAUUCCAAAAGAGUUUUCACCUACAUGAUGUCCACUCCCAGUUGGGGCUGGACUACAUCUCCCUCCAGCUCUCACUCUUACCCAUACUGGCUGGGGCUGAUGGGAGUUGUAGUCCAAAAUAGCCGGAGAGCAGCAGGCUGAGGAAGGCUGUUUUAAAACAUUUUAAUCUUAAUUAUGGUUCCCUCUAGUGUCUCACUCUACCUUGAGCCUUGUGGAUUUCAUGGAGCAGAUGGUAUCAACCACUUACGCCUCACGAAACUAGGCAGAGGAGGUAGUGGGAAGUGUUAUGUACUGAAGUUCUCACCCUGGGCCAGCAGGGGGAUACUGUAGAUAGUUAUGCAAAUGAAGGAUCAAAAAGUGACGUUCAGUGAUUGGAUAGUUUGUAUGCAAAUGAAGGAUCGAAAGUGACGUUCAGUGAUUGGAUAGUUUUAGAAAAUGGCAACAGUUACAUUGUUCUGGAGCUCUAUAUAAGCAGGCUGACUGAGCUCCUCUUUUUUUUUUUUAAUUAAUAUUUAUUAAAGUUUCAGAAAAAAUAAAAUCACAUUAAUAAACAAGAGAAAUUUGAAAAGAAAAAAGAAAAAUACACAAUACAAAAUACAAAAUACAAAAUACAAAAAGAUAAAGAAAGAAAAAAAACAGUUAAAAACAAUUCCGUCUUUUCAUAACUUCUUUUACAUUUACUUGUUUCCCGGACUUCCUCAUACCUCCCUCUUUUGUAUUCCAAUUCCGGUUGUUAAUCCAGCAAUUUCUUUCCCUCCUUUUUAAUCCCAAUCCUUAAUCUUAAUAUAUUAUGACAUUAGAUUUUUACCUAUUUGAAACCAAUUUUUCCACAGGCUGACUGAGCUCCUCAGUCAGUUCUGUUCCAGCUUACAAAUAAAGAGCUGCUUUGGAAGAAUCGCUGUGUUGUCUGAUAUGUUCGCCCACAACUUAACACUGGCGACGAGGGUGGGAUCGAUGGACAUCAGAGCACAGCCAAAUGCGGCCAUCCUCUGAACUGAGCUGAAUCACUGAGCUGAAUCACUGAGCGAAAUCACUGAACAGAACCAAUUCAGAGCUGACUGUUCUGGCUAGAGCACUGUGUUCCAUCCAUCGCCCUUCACGCCGGCAUCGGAAUCAUGGCUUCACUUGUGCCUCUACCGCCGUUUGCGCCAGCCUCUGAAUCAUGGGACUCCUACCUAGCUCGGUUCGACUGCUACCUCCAAGCCAACGAGCUGACAGCAGUAUCAAAGGAACGGAAGUGGGGCCUAUUCCUCAGCCUCUGUGGGCCUGAGGUGUUUGAGACGGGUUGCUCCUGAAACAGUCCAGGCAACACCAUGGGACACGAUCCAAGAGAAGCUCCGCAACCACUACGUGCCAAAGCCAUCCAAGAUUGCUGCCCGCCAUGCGUUUUACCACCGGAACCAGGCAGAGGGGGAGUCAAUCAACAACUACACCACCGCCCUGCGACAGGCUGCAAUGCACUGUGAGUUCCGAGACUUAGACGAUGCCCUGAUGGAUCGAAUCGUCUGCGGGGUCCGGGACAUCCAUCUGCAACGGCGUCUCCUCGCCAAGCCAGACCUCACGCUGCAGAAAGCCAUUGAGGAGGCUGUGGCCUCGGAAGCUGCUGAACGCUCCGCCCAGGAGAUCCGCAAGGCCAGCAGCCCGCGUCUUGCUAGGAAGCCAGUUCCAGUGCAUCACGAAGAGGCCAGCAGUGAUGAGGCAUCCUCCAGUGAAGACGAUGACGUGCACCAGACAAAGCGGGAGCGCAGAAAGUUCCAACAGAAGUCCAAGGGAAUGUGCCGGCUGCAGAGGCAACCAUUCCCGUGCCAAGUGGUGUCAAUUCAGAGACGCCAUCUGUCGGACGUGUUCCAGAAGGGGCCACAUCGCUGA